GAUGGUAUUCGAUAUAAUGUUACACAAAUAUUCACCACUAGUUACAUGUGAAAGGUAAUCUGAAAAAGAAUGGUCAAACAACGUGAAAGGAACAAGUUUCACUUUCAGUCAUUCAACGAUCAACUCGGUGGUAUCAAGGUCGGAGUAAGAAGGCUAGCAAAAGCAGAUGAUUGUGAGGACAAUGACACCCAGACAAACCAAUCUCUACAAUAUUGGCGGGAGAUGAACUGCUCUGAACAAUUUGUGCUGUGUUACGGAAAACUUAACACAAUAACAGAGAGUCUACCACAACUUCUCCACCACAAAGAUACGAUAGUAGAUAUUAUCCUGGACUCUCUGCAGGAUACAACAGGCAGGCACGGCUGUGAUGCUGUUUUGGAUGUGCUUUCUCGUGUUGCUCUUGACUUACAACAGGAUUUCUACAGCUGUGUACCCCGCAUAAUCCUCGUCCUACACUCCCUCCUAAAAGUGCAAGACGCCCCACUCAUAGCCCACGUCUUCAAAACCUUCGCCCACAUCUUCAAGACCACAUGGAGGCAGAUGCUAGCUGACAUCAGCUCUGUGUUUGAUCUGUUAUCACCGCUCUUCAAGCCUCCGACCAAGCAUUAUGUGGCUAACUUCACUGCGGAGAGUGUUGCGUAUCUGAUCAGGAAACAUCCUGAACCAGAGGUUUUGUUGGGUUUAUUGGAGGAGAAGAUAGGGCAGAGUAGUGGGUUAGUUGCUCCUGUUGCAACCUUACUUUUUGAAACGGUUAAAGGUGUUCAGUACAAGUUCAACACACAUGCUGAUCUUUAUCUUAAUCUUAUAUUGAAGAAGAGUAGGACAUCGAAACAUUUUCAGAAUAUUUACAUCGAAAUAUUGAAGCUUGUUGCGAUAAAAAUCACCAAACCGGAAACUCAAAUCAUAUGGGAUUCCCUGAUUAGAGGUUUAUCCACGGAAAAAGAACCGUCAGAGUUCUUGAUAUUUGUUUUGUCGUGUAUUGAUGUAAUGUUGAAAGGAGGACGCCACACCUAUCUGAUAUCCAGCUCUGAUCUGUUAUCUGCUCUGACCCCGAUAUUCAGUCUGUUGAACGGAGAUGAGGGGAGGUUAGAGGAGAAGUUUAGUGUCACUGUUGUGAACUUUAUCCGUGCUCACAACCAUCUGAUGAGGUAUUUGAAACAGAUGGUGUCAGCUGAUGAUAGGUUGAUGUUGUCUCUUUAUCUUGAUCAUCAUAAAUCAGUGAACUGUCUGCAAUCUUUGAUUAGUGUGCUAUGUGGUAUGCCAGAGUUUUAUGAUAAUUACUGUCCUGUGAUCUUGGAGAAGGUUCAGAGCUUUGAUCUCAGAACUUAUCUUCAUGUUUUAGCAGAAAUCUCCAUACACCGUGAAGCUGGAAACAUUCUUGAAAUACCAAGCAUAUUUGCUGAAUCUCAGCCUGAAUUCAAGAAAUCUGUUGUUCAGCUAUUAUCAGAUUCUGGGUCAGACACAACUCUCGCUUUUCAGUGUUUAAAAGUUAUCCAAAGUUUUACCAACAUUGACGAUGACUCUAUAGCCUCGCUAACCAACAUGUUCAAAGCCCUUCAUCAAGACAAAGACCAACAAUAUCUUUACCUGGAGGUUAUAAAAUGUUUAUCUCUCUUAUCAGUAGAUGAGAGUGACGGAUUGCUGCAGUGGGAGGAGGUGGUAAAUAUGGUAACUGAACAAAGUGGUGAUGUUAUAGUGUUGCAGACUGUGUUUUUCUACCUCAGACAGUGCGGGCCUGGGUUUAUAGAAAGGUCUUGUUUUGAGAAACUCAUGGAACUUCUCAAAGAUAACCUACUAAAAACGAGUACCUCUGUACGGUACAUCACACUGAAUAUCCUAUCACUGUACACGGAAGUGGAGGAGAUAUCCCCUACAACAAGACAGGAUAUCACUGCUGCACUUAGUGCUGAGAGCACGCCUCUUACACUGGAGACUUAUAGGGAUAGAUUCAUGCAUUGUACCCUGCUGAGGUAUUCAGCCUCGACUGAAAACACGGAUUUUAGAGUGAGGUAUUUGUUAGGCAGUUUGCAGUGGCCGCUGCGACCUAUCUGGGAAGGACUAACCAAACUUAUAGUGGAGUUUGGCAACGCUGAUUCAGCUACCUUUUGGACCAUAUUUAGUCAGGUUAUGGGCCGUCUUUACGAUACAUCUCAUCGUGAAACGAAAAUGGAAAUCGAUUACCCAACUUCAGAGUAUGUCAGAAAAAUAGCGACCAGCAAUUUCUCAAAUUCUGGUCUCUUGGUGAAGGACAUUGAUGACGAUACAUUCCGGAAUUGUCUUUGGAAUCUUCUUUCGGAAGUUCCACACAUUGCUGAGCCUAAGUCCAGAUAUUUAGUUCCUAUCAUACUCGAGUUCCGGGUGAGGUACAACGAGGUUUACGGAUUUAGAAAGCAAGAUAUAUCGCUGAACAGAAUCGUUAAAGCAAGUGGCGGUAGUAAACCCGAGACUCAUAUAAACGAUGAGCUGAGAGCCAUGUUGAAGCUGUUAUCUCAGUUUAAUAACCCUAAGGCAUUGUACAAGACAGAUGAGUUGCAGAACAUGUACUCAGAGCUACUGUCUAACAAGCAGACCGAUGUUCAGAAACUAGCUUUAGAGUGUAUGAUAACGUACAAAGAUGCCUCUUUAACUGAGUAUAAAGAAGAUAUUCUAAUGCUGGUGGAUGAUGUCAACUUCCGAGAUCAGCUUGCCAAGUUCAGCGUGUCAGGGGAAGGAACAAUCCUAAAGCCAGAUCACAGAGCAGCAGUGUUCCCCAUCCUACUGAAAAUCAUGUUUGGUAAGAUGGGUAGCAGGAUAGGACAUGCUAAGGGCAAAGCUGGGUCCAAGCAGAGACAAGGCAUCGUUCUAAGAUAUCUGGAGGCUUGCUCAGAGGAAGAGAUCGGUUUAUUUUUCGACCUUGUAGCCUUGACAUUUGGGAUCAACGAAAUCCAUCCAGACUCCACUCCAUCCUUCUCGAUCACGCCGCUAGGAAUGCAGACCUCCUACCUCCGCCUGAUCCGCCAGACAAUCUCAGUCCUCCACGAGGACCAGACCAGACCUCACAUUCCACACAUUAUAGACACAGUGCUGACGAUGUUGCACUCUGUUCAGCACUGCUUGCAGCGCCGAACUGAAGUGAUGCCUCACACUCACACCCCCCUCAAAGCGCUGCGAGCGCUCACUAUUUCUACCAUAACUCAUGUUUUGAACGCGUUUCCUAAAGACGAUUUGACGGCUCACCAGGCACGAGUGUAUGAGGUUGUUGUGGAUGUUAAUAUUGGGAACUUGCCCGCGGAAUCUCUUCAAUCCUCCUCUCCUCUACUCCUUCUCAUUGAGUCCUGCGCAAUGCACAGAUUGUCAUGGUUACAGCACACAUGUGCUGGGAAACACGUACUUGAGUACGUGAUAAGCCUGUUACGGGGUAAGGGCGUGGUCAACGUUGUUAUCAGCAAAGUAUUGACAAUAAUAGCGUGUCUACUAGACCAUGGGACAGCAGGACAAACCCUCCUACUUCCUUAUCUACACCCAGUGGUCCAGUACAUUCACCAGUCUCUGUUGUCCUUGAAAAAGACCAAGAAGAAGAAACAUGGACCAGCGGUUUCAGUCAAGAAAACGUUAAAACAAGAGCUGGACCUGCUGUCCCGCAUAUCCUGUCUGAUAACAGAAAUACCUGACAUGUCACUGCAGACAUCGUGUGACGCGCUCAUCAACACUCUUGUGCACGUGCUGAAGGAGCAGAUAGUCCGGAAGCCUGUGGAUGUAGUGAAUGCUGUGGACACUAUUACUCAGCUGCUGGUUUGUUUGAAGAAAACAGAGCACUCUGAGUAUCCUCCCUUACUGGACACGUGCUAUCAAAUGUGUUGUGUGCUGUUCGGAGAUAACAAUGACAAGGAUGCCAGAAAAUCCCUCUGUAGAUUGCUAGAAAACACGGGUCACCCCAGUGCAAACAUACUCCACCAGCUACACGCCUGGAACAUGAAAGUGCUGGAUGAACCUGACUUUGAUGCUAGGUUACAGGGAUUCCGAGACAUGUCUCAGAUCCUCAACUCUGACAUUCCCGUCAGCGAUCUAAAGUUGAGACUGUCUCCGUGUCUCAACACUGCUCUCUACACUGUGUUCACCUCAGAGGAGAUGGCACUCCGAGACUCUGCCUCUCAUGCUGCCAUCCUCACCAUAGACUUUGUCAAAACCACCAGCAACUCCCAGAUUUACACCCUUAUUAUUGAGGAGCAUAUUGUUAAAUUCCUACAGAGCGGGCUCCGUAACCCUGCCGAAGUCUUCCAGCGUGAAGCCAUACUGCUCCUUCACAAAGUUGUUCAAGCCUUCCCUGAGGUUGCUCCCUGGAACCACCUAGCUCCUCUCACUGAUGAAGAUCCGGAGAUAGACUUCUUCAACAACAUUACACACAUACAGACGCACAGACGUACACGUGCAGUCACCAGGAUGAAGGGGUCUAUUGAGCAGGCUAGCGUGGAUUCUAUGUGGAAUUAUCUUCUCCCUAUUCUGUCUCCUGUCUUCUCUCUUUCAGGGAACAAGCACCACAACACGAUAACAGAGGGCUUGUCAGUCCUUACAGAAAUGUGUCUCAAGUUCCCCUGGGCCAAGUUUCUCAAGCUUCUCCAGAAGUCUCUCAAGGACCUGGCUGCCAAGGUGGAGGAUAAGAUCACUGUCAAAGUUGUUGGUGCUAUUCUUGCUGGAUUCCACGAACCCGUUGAACCAGGCAGUAAGAUCCUCUCUACCAUUACAAAACAAGUCCUGCCCAAGAUGCAGGAGUUCCUGACAAAGGUAACCACGGCUCCUAUAGAACGGAGCAAGAAGAAAUCAAUCGCUUACGAGGAGGACCAAGUCGCUGUCCAGGCACCAAUAGCGAUAUCAAUAGUGAAUCUAAUCACGAGACUGCCUGAGGAGGAGAGACAGACUAAACUUCCUCCUGUACUGUUGAGAAUUUGUAACACGCUGCGUAACAGAGCGAUGGAUGUGAGAGAUGUAUCCAGACAGACGUUAUCCACUAUAGCUAACAGUCUCGGACCUCUCUACUUGGGUUACAUUCUCUCUGAACUCAGGGGCGCUCUGUCUAAGGGGUACCAAUUACACGUGCUGUCGUACACUAUGCACCAUCUACUGCUGCACACGGAGCUCAAGCCAGCUGAUAUAGACAACUCCACUUUGCAGACCAUCGCCGAGAUUUGUGUAGACGGGCUAGUGGGCAGGACAGCAGCUGACAGAGACAGAGGCCACGACAAGAAGAACACCCUGCCUGAAGCUAAGAAGUGCUAUAGUUCCCAGUGUCUGGAGAUGUGUGCUACUGUGGUGGCAGUCUCUCAGUUGGAACUCCUCAUGGACCCUGUUAAGAGGAUGGUACUGGAGACAAGAAGGAGCAAGACAAUUAUAAAGCUAGAAGACCUGCUAAAAUGCAUGGUGUCUGGUCUCCUCAAGAACCCUCUCAUCACCCCCACCGUAUCCAUGGUCUUCUGUUACAGACUCCUCAACGACAGUAUUGCUAUUGAGAAAACUCGGAGAACCUCUGGGUUGAUCGCACCAGAGAAGACUGAUAUCUACGAGAUACCGGAAGCUCCGAAGCGGGACGGUGUAAAACCUAAGCUGAUAAAAACGUCCAACAUCCACCUUCUCCACCAGUUCUCCCUGCAGAUCCUGUCAACUCUUCUGAAGCGAGGUGUGGUGACGACUAAGGAGCACGGGGAGCUCCUGGACCCUUUUGUAGGUUCUCUAACAGAGUGCCUGGCCUCUUCUGAUGUCAAGACUCAAGUGUUGGCUGUGCGGUGUUUCUCACAGCUGUUCGAGCAGAAUGUUCUACUGCCUAGGCUUUGUGAAAAUGUUACUGAGCUGACCAAGUUUUCUUUUCAUGUGCUCAGGAAUAAUUCCAGGUCCACAAACUCUGGUCACAUGUUGGAGCUCAUCUUCUCCUCCUUCAAAAUCUUAACCGUUAUCUUGCGAGAGUACAAAGACUACUCCCUGUCAGAGCUAGAGGUUAAGACACUGUUACAGUACAUAGCAGAUGAUAUCCACAACAGAAAUAGACAAGCCACCGCCUUCUCCCUGCUCAAGUCCAUUUUAACACGAGACAUUGUGUUACCCGAGAUCCCUGCGUUGUUGGAGCGAGUAUUCGAGAUGAGCGUGGUGGGACAGUCUGACUUUGUCCGGACCCAAUCCCGGCAAGUAUUCCUCCACUACCUUCUCCACUACCCCCUGGGUAAGAAGCUCCGAAGCUACGUUGUGUCCCUGACAAAACAGCUGGAAUACACCCACAAGGAUGGGAGAAUGUCCGCCCUCGAGCUCCUUGGUAUGCUCGUCUCCAAACUUCCUCCCGAUCUUCUUAAAGAAUAUUUCCUUGUGGUUUUCUUGUCACUGUCCACGAUGCUGGUGUCAGAUGAGGAUGCUGAGUGUAGGAAAGGUGCGGGUAUAACUGUAGCGGAUCUGGUCAGCAGAGCAGGAAAUGAUAACCUGAGAGAAAAGGUCUGGAGUCUGACUGCUGCCUGGCUAGCUGAUAAGAAGCUGAAACACAAAUACCUAGCAGUCCUGCUGAUGGACUCUCUUUCUAAACAUCUCACUACCAAACGUGCCGCAGUGCUGAUAGAGCAGUUGGUAGGUGUUGUGAACACGUUUAGUGUAUGGGAGGGAAAGGAGGAUAACGCUACCUCCACCAGGGACCAGAUAGUUUACACGGGUGUCCUGACCCUCCUGAAGUUAAAUAACAUGUCAGCCCUUCCUAUCUCCGUGUACGAUCGGCUACAAGAGUUGAUGUCCUAUCCUCACCAGUGGGUCAGACUGGCUGGAUGCCAACUUCUCGGACAUCUCCUGUCUGGACACAACUGUAGAACUGUACUUACAGCAGCUCCUUCCAGUCAGAUUCUAGGAGUCAACCCCAGACACAAGGUGGACGAGCUGAUAAAGCUGUGUUUACUGCAACUCAAAUCUACCAAUGUGCUCCCUGAUCACGCGCUACAGAUUGUUAAGAAUGUGGUGUGGCUCACUUCUGCUCUGCUUUUCUCCCCGGAUGAUAACACUGAAGAAGGAUUGUUAUCUACACAUGAUCUGAUUCACCGUCUGGUGGUGGUCGCUAGUAUUGAGUCUUCUCAAGAUCCAACCAACACUCUCAAGCGAGGUAUCAUACUAAAAUGGGUAGGAGCGGUGGUGAACACGGUAGAUAAAGAAGUACUGGCACCCCACCUGCCAGCACUGGUAGCACCUGUACACAGAGAAGUCAAAAACAGCACAGGUCCGGUGUGUGAUAUGGCAACCGAGGUGAUGUCGUUCCUUCGGGACAGACUUGGUAACGAGACCUUGUCUCAAGCUCUAAUAACCGCUGAUAAGACCCGGUCAGAGAAAAAGAGGAAGAGAAAGAGAGAAACCGCUCUUGCUGCCAUUGCUAACCCUGAGUCUCACGCCAAAAAGAAGGUUAAAGUGAAUUUGGCUAAGCGGGAAAAGAGGAAGGAGAAGUAUAAGAAGUUGAAAGCGAAACAGUUUAAAUCUCAUUGAUUGUGUAGAUUUGUAGUUAAUUUAAUCCGAUAUGAAAUUUCAGAUAGGGCGGAAGGAGUAUGAGUUUUUAGCUGGAUUUUUGACCAAUAUUUUUAAACCUGACUUUUUCUUACUGAUCAACCUGCUAACUUAAUUUUAAGUAAGUAGGUUAAUAAGUAAGUUAAUUAUUGUAUGGUUUCUUAAUAUUAAACGGGGUAGCUGAUUUCUUACUAAAUUAUUAC
Messenger RNA from Bolinopsis microptera, 7694 nucleotides. RefSeq names its product small subunit processome component 20 homolog. NCBI's taxonomy places the organism in Eukaryota, Metazoa, Ctenophora, Tentaculata, Lobata, Bolinopsidae. Gene Ontology annotation, cellular component: nucleolus; 90S preribosome; small-subunit processome. The coding region runs from base 70 to 7473 and encodes 2467 amino acids. The transcript has 34 exons. The record is from RefSeq and is a predicted model, not a curated record.